CACAGGGUUUGAUGAAUCAAACUCUUUGUCUGGGUGGGAUCUCCCCCAGCCAGCUGGGCAGAGAGGGCUUCCCCUGCCGGAGCAGCCGACACCAGCAGCAGCAGGCCUUGGCUGGAGAGGCGCAGGUGGGUGGCAGCGCAAAGGAAUGGACUGUGGGCCACCUGCUUCCCUCCAGCCCCACCUGGUCGGACCGCCUGGCACUGCCCGCCGCCCGGUAGCCGUGUGCCAGCAGGAGAGCCUGUCCUUCGUGGAGCUGCCCACCCUGCAGCCCCCGAGCCCCGUGUGCCUGAACCUCUUCCCCGUCACUCCCGAGGAGCUGCCGGCUCCUGGCAGCCGCUGGUCCCUGGGGACCCCCGCCCCACUCCAAGGGCUGGUAUGGCCAGCAUCCCCCAGGAGCCCGGACACCGAAAUCUCCACCGGCCGGGGGGUCCGGCCCAGCAGGGCUGGCAGCUGGCCGCACUGUCCUGGUGCCCAGCCCCCCGCUCUGGAGGGACCCUGGAGUCCCCAGCACGCACAGCCACAGCGCAGAGCCAGCCACGGCUCGGAGAAGAAAUCAGCCUGGCGCAAGAUGCGGGUGUACCAGCGGGAAGAGGCCAUCCGCGGCCCAGAGGCCCAGGCGGUCUUCCUGGAGGCCAGCCAGCCCGUGCAGGAGCAGGCCCUGAACUCAGAGGCGCCCAGGCCGCUGGAGCUGUCUGGGUCCCCCCGAGUGGGCCUCGAAGGGCCUGAGAGGAGGCGCUUCUCUGCCUCGGAGCUGAUGACGCGGCUGCACUCCUCGCUGCGCCUGGGGCGCAACUCAGCCGCCAGGGCGCUGGCCCCGGGGACGGGCGCUGGAGCAGCCCAGGAAGGGGGAGCACCAGGAAGGGAGUCCCGGAGUGCAGAGACCAAGAUGGACCGGGUGUCGCUGCCAGCCCCCGUGGACCCAAGUGAGAACCACGGCGGCUGGCGCGAGCCGAGGCUGGACUCGCAGGAAGAGCUGCGUUCGGGCUGCAGCAGCGCCAGCGAGCGGCGCCAGUCACGGUUCCUCCUCAGCUCCGUCCUCUACCAGGAAUACAGCGACGUGGCCAGCGCGCGCGAGCUGCGGCGGCAGCAGCGCGAGGAGGAGGGCCCGGGGGACGAGGCGGAGGGCGCGGAGGAGGGGCCCGGGCCGCCGCGGGCCAACCUCUCCCCGAGCAGCUCGUUCCGGGCGCAGCGCUCGGCGCGGGGCUCCACCUUCUCGCUGUGGCAGGACAUCCCCGACGUGCGCGGCAGCGGCGUCCUGUCCACGCUGAGCCUGCGCGACUGCAAACUGCAGGAGGCCAAGUUUGAGCUGAUCACGUCCGAGGCUUCGUACAUCCACAGCCUGUCGGUGGCCGUGGGCCACUUCUUGGGCUCGACCGAGCUGAACGAGUGUCUGGGGGCGCAGGACAAGCAGUGGCUGUUUUCCAAACUGCCCGAGGUCAGGAGCACCAGCGAGAGGUUCCUGCAGGACCUAGAGCAGCGGCUGGAGGCCGACGUCCUGCGCUUCAGCGUGUGCGACGUGGUGUUGCAGCACAGCCCCGCUUUCCGCCGCGUCUACCUGCCUUACGUCACCAACCAGGCCUACCAGGAGCGCACCUACCAGCGCCUGCUCCUGGAGAACCCCAAAUUCCCUGGCAUCUUGGCUCGCCUGGAGGAGUCCCCCGUGUGCCAGCGGCUGCCCCUCACCUCCUUCCUCAUCCUGCCCUUCCAGAGGAUCACCCGCCUCAAGAUGCUGGUGGAGAACAUCCUGAAACGGACGGCACAGGGCUCCGAAGACGAGCGCAUGGCCACCAAGGCCUUCAGUGCACUCAAGGAGCUGGUGCAGGAGUGCAACGCGAGUGUGCAGUCCAUGAAGCGGACGGAGGAACUCAUCCACCUGAGCAAGAAGAUCCACUUUGAGGGCAAGAUCUUCCCGCUGAUCUCUCAGGCCCGCUGGCUGGUCCGGCACGGGGAGCUGGUGGAGCUGGCACCCCUGCCCGCGGCGCCGCCUGCCAAGCUGAAGCUGUCGAGCAAGGCCGUCUACCUGCACCUCUUCAACGACUGCCUGCUGCUCUCCCGCAGGAAGGAGCUGGGGAAGUUCGCCGUGUUUGUCCACGCCAGGAUGGCUGAGCUGCAGGUGAGAGACCUGAGCCUGAAGCUGCAGAGCAUCCCGGGCCACGUGUUCCUCCUCCAGCUCCUCCACGGGCAGCACGCCAAGCACCAGUUCCUGCUGAGGGCCCGCACGGAGAGCGAGAAGCAACGGUGGAUCUCGGCUUUGUGCCCCUCCAACCCCCAAGAGGACAAGGAGGUCAUCAGCGAGGGACAAGACCGCCCGCAGGUUCAGUGUGUCAGGACCUACAAGGCGUUGCAGCCAGAUGAGCUGACCCUGGAGAAGACUGACAUCCUGGCCGUGAGGACCCGGACCAGUGACGGCUGGCUGCAGGGGGUCCGCCUGGCGGACGGCGAGAAGGGGUGGGUGCCCCAGGCCUACGUGGAGGAGAUCAGCAGUCUCAGCGCGCGCCUGCGAAACCUGCGCGAGAAUAAGCGGCUCACGAGUGCCAGCCGCAGCCUGGGCGAGCCCCCCGUGUGACGCCGCCGCCCCGGCCCCCAGGCUGCGGCGGCUCUGCCCGGCCUUCUGUUCUGUGUCCCCGGCACGGAGGGCACAGGCAGGACGUGGGAGCCGGGGCCCUCCCGAGGGUCUCCCCGUCGCCAUGAACCUCGGAGUCCACGCCUCGAGGCCCAGGGCAGUUCCUUUGGGGACCACCACAGGUGACCGCGGCCGGGUGCCAAGCACGGGGGCCGCUCCCAGCAGCCUGGCCGGGGCGCACUGUUGGUACAGACGGGCUGGGGCCCUCCAGGGUCUUCACCACGGCUCUUGAGCACCUGAGUAGGAGCCAUGCCCAUGAUUUGUCCAUCCGUGGACUCCCAUGAUGCCUUUGCUCGGAGUCCGGAGCCCCAGGCGCUGCCCUGGCCCUGGCCCCAGCCAGACCAGGAGGGUCCCCGCCCUGCCUCCCGGAGCGGUCUGUCUUUCUCCAGAAUUCACUUCCUAACCCCGGCGGGGGGCAACCGGGGGGCAACCGGGGGCCCGAGGGGCUGCGCCAGUCCCCUCGCUUUCAAGUGUCACGUUCAAAUGGCUGGAUAUUAAAGAGGUGUCAUUAGCUCUUGUGUUUGGC
Molecule: messenger RNA, 3149 nt
Organism: Lepus europaeus (European hare)
Lineage: Eukaryota; Metazoa; Chordata; Mammalia; Lagomorpha; Leporidae
Gene: ARHGEF19
Product: Rho guanine nucleotide exchange factor 19
Exons: 16
Coding region: 146-2566 (806 amino acids)
Biological process (GO): regulation of actin cytoskeleton organization; activation of GTPase activity
Molecular function (GO): guanyl-nucleotide exchange factor activity; protein binding
Source: RefSeq, a predicted model, not a curated record